AUGGCGAUCUGUACUGAUAACGCACGCACGCUUGCAUCGGAAGCGACCAUCGAAGAUCUGAUGAUGCAAGCCAAGAAGAUCAAGUACGACGUCAUCGGACUGACCGAGACGAGACGACGUCACCCUCUUAACGCCGUAUAUGAAACUGGAGAAGAACUGUUCUUAGGAACAUGCGACAGUAGAGGUGUUGGUGGAGUUGGCGUCCUCGUCAACACGAGUAUGGCAAAGAACAUCGACUCUUUUGAACAACUUACGACCCGAAUUGGACGUCUGCGGAUGAGAAGGUGUGGCCCAACACCAGCUUUGACUAUCUUCGUCGCUUACGCUCCAACAUCAAGCUACGAAGAAGAAGAAGUCAAAGCUUUCUAUAUGGACCUGGAGAAGUUCUACCGAGAAAAUCACGCCUUCUAUAAGGUCAUAAUUGGCGAUUUCAACGCCAAGGUUGGCCCAAGAAGAACGCCGGAGGAGCUUCACAUCGGCACCCACGGCUUACAAUGGAACGACCAGAGGGAGAGGCUCUCCGAGUUCAUCAUGACGACUAAGACCAUCCAUGGGAACUCGCAAUCCUAG
Molecule: messenger RNA, 570 nt
Organism: Necator americanus (New World hookworm)
Lineage: Eukaryota; Metazoa; Nematoda; Chromadorea; Rhabditida; Ancylostomatidae
Exons: 1
Coding region: 1-570 (189 amino acids)
Molecular function (GO): catalytic activity
Source: RefSeq, a predicted model, not a curated record